This is a messenger RNA of Aureobasidium melanogenum CBS 110374, 3105 nucleotides long. Its product is annotated as GPI inositol-deacylase-like protein. Gene Ontology annotation, biological process: GPI anchor metabolic process; endoplasmic reticulum to Golgi vesicle-mediated transport. NCBI's taxonomy places the organism in Eukaryota, Fungi, Ascomycota, Dothideomycetes, Dothideales, Saccotheciaceae. The transcript is spliced from 5 exons. Bases 1 to 3105 code for a protein of 1034 amino acids. Gene Ontology annotation, molecular function: phosphatidylinositol deacylase activity. Gene Ontology annotation, cellular component: endoplasmic reticulum. The record is from RefSeq and is a predicted model, not a curated record.
AUGGAGGACUUCUAUCGCAAACAGCGUCAACGCGCGAGGCUGCGUAGCCCUUGGUCUUGCUCUCUGGUGACGAUGAUAUGUACUGGUCUAUCGCUACUGCUGCUGGCGACCAUAGCGCAAUCGUUUCUCGGACGUCAAUUGGAUUCCAAGGGCUGCAAGAUGUCGUACAUGCUCUCCGCUUUUGCCAAAUACACAGACUUCGAUACCGAGCAUACCAGAUUUGCGACAAAGUACUCAUUGUAUCUGUACCGUGAGGCUGGCAUUGACCAGGACACGCGCGUCAAGGGUAUCCCAGUGCUGUUCAUUCCAGGAAAUGCAGGCAGCUACAAACAAGUGCGCUCUCUAGCAGCCGAAGCUGCCAAUUACUACCACGAUGUACUGCAACACGACCCACAGGCCCAGCAAGAUGGCAAGCGUCCAUUUGACUUCUUCUCGGUCGACUUCAACGAAGACAUUACCGCUUUCCACGGACAGACACUCUUGGACCAAGCCGAAUACCUGAAUGAAGCAAUCGCGUAUAUCCUCGCUCUCUACCACAAUCCUCAUCGCAGUCUCCGCGACGAUUCACUACCCGACCCCACCUCGGUCAUGCUCGUUGGCCAUUCAAUGGGCGGCAUUGUUGCUCGCACAAUGUUCACAAUGCACAAUUAUCAACCUAAUACCAUCAACACCAUAAUUACCCUAUCCGCUCCUCAUGCUCGUGCACCCGUCUCUUUCGACCAGGAUAUUGUCGAUACAUACCAGAACAUCAACGAAUACUGGCGCAAUUCAUAUUCCAUGGAAUCUGGCCCAUUGGAUCAUGUCACUCUGGUUUCAAUCGUUGGUGGUGGUCUGGAUACUGUUGUACCUUCGGAUUACGCUAGUCUGACUUCGCUAAUGCCAGAGUCGCAUGGAUUUACUGUUUUUACUUCAACAAUGCCUCACGUAUGGACUGGUAUGGAUCAUCUGGCCAUCAUAUGGUGCGAUCAGCUCCGCAAAGCAGUCAUCAAGGCCUUGUUUGAUGUUGCCGAUGUCAAGCAGCCUACACAAACGAUACCACGUGCGGAGCGCAUGCAUCACUUCCGAAAACGCUUCCUCACCGGUCUGGAACCGAUUAUACAGAAGGAUCUACCAAAACAAGAAGCAAAGAUGCUUCUUUCCUUGGACGAUCAGUCUUCAGCCAUUCUCACCGAAGGUGAACGCCUGAACCUUCGUCAGCUGGGUUCGUCUGCUAAGACCGAAGCAUAUGUCUUGCCUGUGCCAUCUUCGGUUGAGAAUGACGCUCGUAGACUUGCCGUCUUGACCAAUCAGCGGAUUGACGAACAUGGGCCUGUUCAAAUCUUCCUUUGUUCAUCUCAUGUCCCUCAAGCUGGUGCAGGUGGUAAUGCUUAUGCCAUCAAUUUGGACCUUUCUGGUGGCUCAUCAGGCUUCAUGCGCUUGUCUUGCAAGGACGCUGUAGUCGAUGCGAUUGCUCUACCUGCUUCAAACUCGGAGUCGAAUUUUGCGUUCGAUGACGUCCAGCCUUUUACAUACGUCGAGUAUGCGCUGAAAGAUCUGUCUGAAUACCAGUUUGUUGCGGUUGUGGAUAAGGCAAGCGAGCUCACUGAUGGAUGGGUUAUUGCUGAAUUCAGCGAUGCCACCAAGUCGACUGUCACUGUGAGAAGAUCAUUGCGCAGCCUCAUGUUGAGCGGUAUGCACCGUGUCUUGCCAGCUGCACGUGCCAUGGUCAAUGAGCUUCGGGUUCCUCGUGUGCAUUCAAGCUUGUUGGCCUACACCCUGCGCAUCCAUCAAAACUGCAACACCGAACCUCUGUUCCAACCUUUGCUGAGACAGUACAUCUCCGAACCGUACGAGUCGAAGUUUUUCCCUAAUGUGCGAGGAGAUGUCAACAUCAAUUUGCACGGCGUUUCUCCUUUUGUGCCACCGCCAGCGAAUGCGGCUCACACGAAGGAUGGACUUUCGCUACAAAUUUGGUCGGAUCCGACCUGUAACGCAGAGAUGAGUGUAUCCUUGGAUAUUGAUAUUCUUGGAAGCUUUGGCAAACUCUACAUGCGCUACAGAACUGUCUUCGCUGCUUUCCCUUUAGUCGUUGUGGCUUUGGUACUGAGGAAGCAGUUCAAGGUGUACGACGCUACAGGCAUCUUCAUGAGCUUUUCCGAAGGCAUGGAUCAAUGUAUUCGUACAUCCCUCCCUGUUCUCUUCAUCGCAUUGUCAUUUUUGUCACUCGCCCUGGCCAAUCAUGCCACUAUCUCGGCAAGCGAAAGUCUCCUUGGAUCGCAAGACGAGGCUACAGAAUCAUUCUUGGAGUUUACCAAGAACGACCUCUUACUUGGCUCCAACGACCCCUUUUUCUUCUGGCUCGUGCCGCUGUUUGGAGUCAUUAGUGUCGGCGUCUGCAUUGUGCUCAAUUACAUCACAUUGGCGUUGACACAGGUUCUCACUUUCUUUUACGCCAAGGUCAGGAACGUGCGAUUGAGAAAUGACGACGGAAGACGAACACAAACAGCAUUUGCAGUCACCAGCCCUCUGCAGCGUGUCAUCACAACCAGCAUCUUGCUUAUCAUGGUCGCGACCAUCAUACCCUACCAAUUCGCCUAUCUAGUCCUCUGUCUAGUGCAACUCGCAACCUCCGUUCGCGCAUUACGACUGGCACAAGAAACACGCUCGGGCAACAACUACAACUUCUACAACUACGUGCACAGUCUACUCAUGCUCAUGCUGUGGAUCCUGCCCAUCAACCUGCCUGUCCUCGUCGUCUGGAUUCACAAUUUAGCCGUCCACUGGCUCACACCUUUCUCCUCACAUCACAACAUCCUCUCCAUCAUGCCUUACAUCCUGAUCGUUGAAACCAUGAGCACCGGCCACAUCAUUCCUCGCUUGACGUCGCCAAAGCGGCUAGUCAACAACAUAAUGCUGUUCGCACUGGCUCUGUACGCCGCAAUCUAUGGCGUCAGUUAUGCCUAUGUGUUGCAUCAUUUGGUCAAUGGCUUUGCGGCUUGGUUGGUAGUUGUGCAUUUCGCGCCUUUAUUGAGAGGCAGAGGGGGUCUGGAAGAACAGCAACGAGGUGCUAGUGGUGGUAAUCCACCUAGCCCGCCUGGAGAUGGGCAUGUUAAGAAGAUGCCUUAG